AUGGAUACGCCUCCGUCUUCCGAAUCUUUUGGAAUCUCAAGCACCACCGUGGACGAAAUCGACGAGCCUUCUUUCGAAACAACUGAGUCAGGGAAUGACCCAUUUACGGAAAAAGGAGAGGACUUUGAAGUAGUCGACUCGUGUGUGGAUACGGAUUUGACUGAUUCGGGUCGGGACCGGGUCGACCCGUUUAAUUCCGGGUGGAAUAGCAUGGGCGGCGAGAAAGCGACCACCUUGAAUGAUGCCGGAGCUGAGGAUUAUGCUGAACCGGAGCUUACUUCUACGGAUCGGUCUCUCCUUGGGUCAUUGACCAGGCUUGUGAUCAGGUCUGUCCAGUUUCAAGUGAGUUUGAUGAUUAGCUUGAUUGGGUUUCCUCCAUGGUUAGUUUAUAGCUGCUUGGCCUUCGUUUUCGAACCUUAUCGAACAAUGAGGCGUGGUAGACGCUAUUUACUAUCGAAGAUUGUUAAAUUUUUUGAUUUAGGGUUGGAAGAUCAUAAGUUCGUGGUGGAGCUUGUACGGAGGUUAGCUUGGGGUUUGUUUUGGGCUGUUUAUGUGGGCAUUGUGUUGUUUGCGUUGUUGGUUUCUGCGUUCAUGAUUAGUAGUUUUGUGAUUACCCAUUUGGCUCAUGAACCACUUGUGAUCAAAGAGAGCUUGAAUUUCGAUUACACCAUGAAUAGUCCAGAAGCAUAUGUGCCUAUAAUCUCGUGUGGUUCGAGUUGUAAGGAAAGUAUCGAAACCGGGAAGAUCAGAGGCUUUAAGGUUAACCCUUCAAAUCACAGGACAGAGAUCACUGUCUCCAUGACAUUACCUGAGUCCGAGUACAAUAGAAAUCUCGGGAUGUUUCAGGUUCGGGUGGACUACUUAUCCGCGAGUGGUCAAGUCCUUGCAAGUUCAAGGCGGCCGUGUAUGGUAAGAUUCAGAAGCGAGCCUAUCCGUCUUGUCCAGACUUUCCUAAAGAUUGCUCCGCUUGUCACGGGAUAUGUCUCUGAAAUCCAAACUUUGAACUUGAAACUCAAAGGGUUUGUCGAAAAGGACAUGAUUCCCACUGCUUGCUUGAAGAUAAUGAUUGAACAACGCGCAGAGUUUCUUCCUGCAGCAGGUAUUCCAGAGAUUUACGAUGCGUCUCUGUUGCUCGAAUCCGAACUUCCUUUCUUCAAAAGAAUCAUAUGGAACUGGAGGAGAACUUUAUUCGUCUGGAUCAGCAUGAGUUUGUUCAUUACGGAACUGCUUUUUGUCUUAGUUUUCUUCAGACCUCUGAUCAUUCCAAGAACAGAUCAGAGAAGACAACAAAGAGAUAGAAGAAUACCUUCCAUCAACAAUACUUCAAAUCUGGAUGUUCAGGUGGGAAGUAGAUGA
Arabis nemorensis is the source of this 1356-nucleotide messenger RNA. The record is from the annotation of a GenBank genome assembly. NCBI's taxonomy places the organism in Eukaryota, Viridiplantae, Streptophyta, Magnoliopsida, Brassicales, Brassicaceae.